Molecule: messenger RNA, 324 nt
Organism: Lecanosticta acicola
Lineage: Eukaryota; Fungi; Ascomycota; Dothideomycetes; Mycosphaerellales; Mycosphaerellaceae
Source: the annotation of a GenBank genome assembly
AUGGCAGACAGACCACGACCCCAGCAAGAAUCCAGAUCCAGCGCCUUCGUCCGCGGCGCCGGCGAGGUGCGCGAUCCCGAACACAAACUCUGGGCGCCGGCGAGAUGGGUCGCCUCGCUCAUUCAAUCCCUCGUGGCCGUCAUUAUCGUCAGUACGUCGUCCAUCCUCCAUCCUCAAUCCCAAUGCCCUCCUCCUCCUCCUCCUCCUCCUCAACUACAACUACUAGCACUAACACCCCCACCCACAGCAAUCGGCGAAGGCCUCAAAUCCAUCAUCAAAGGCGAACCCCGAACAUCUCGCAAUCGACACGCACGGAGCGAUUGA